Messenger RNA from Photinus pyralis (common eastern firefly), 6028 nucleotides. RefSeq lists its product as uncharacterized. The record is from RefSeq and is a predicted model, not a curated record. Gene Ontology annotation, biological process: regulation of transcription by RNA polymerase II. Gene Ontology annotation, molecular function: RNA polymerase II cis-regulatory region sequence-specific DNA binding; DNA-binding transcription factor activity, RNA polymerase II-specific. Lineage: Eukaryota; Metazoa; Arthropoda; Insecta; Coleoptera; Lampyridae. The transcript has 13 exons. The coding region runs from base 438 to 4937 and encodes 1499 amino acids.
CUCACAUUACAGAAAAGAUCGAAACGAAUGUUCAGUGUUUACAGUCCGAACUAGUUGUGUCUGUACAUAUCAAUAGCGAUUAAGUCAUAUAGUGAUGCGCAAUGUGAUCUGCACUACUGGCUUGGUGUGCGAAAUGUAGGCUCCGUGCUGCCCUCUCGCAUAAAAAAUGACAAGAGAUUAUAGACGCGCACUGAACGAGAGACCUCUUUAGUUAUUUUCGCAAAGGCUACCAUUACGAAGGAAGCUUUUAUUUUAGAAAUUCGAGGCGGACAUAUUUCAUUGACGUCGGGGAGUUCAGUUACUUUAUCGACAUUUCGUUCACACUCAAGUAAAGGUUAACUGUCAUGAUAUAAUAUACACAACCGUUUCUCGAUGUACCUAUAUAUAAAAAAAGUGAAUUUGAAUUAGCAAAUCAGCUGUUCAUUCUGUUUUAAAUUAUGAAUAACGAAAAUUGCGAUUCAACGGGAAGGAGGGAGAGAGAUGAUAAUAUUACACUUGCACCUGAAAAAGUGCAAUCUAGUGAAUUGGAAAUUGAAAAACAGAACCAUUUAGGAGUAGAGGAAUUAAAUAAAUUGACCAAAGUAAAUAAUGUGGAUUUGUCGGAUUUGGAAACGAAUGCAUUUAUUGCAAAUGGGGUCACGGAAGAGGCGAAAAAGGAUUUACUUGAAAGUAUCGUAGAUGUGUUGGACGACGUAAUGAAAAGUGGCAUCGAAACGGAUGACUUUACCGACAUUGAAAAGCAAGUCGAGAGUGUUAUUGAAGCAUUGGAAAAAAAUGAUUGCGGUGACAGUAUUGCUGUGGACAUUGAUGCUAACCUACCAGAGAGUUGCAACGAUGAAAUUACUACUAAAGAAUCAGAGAGUGCUAUUGGGUCUGAGGGUGUACAGAUCAACAGUUUUGAUUCUCUACAGGGUUUAACAAGUUGUGAUGGGGAAGUUGUGCAAACUUCAGAGCAGCAAAUUUCUACUGACGAUCAGGACAAAGGUGCGCUUACCUGCGAGCAAUCACAAACAACUGGAAAAGAUGGACAAACUUUGGAACAAUUGCAAAUUGCUAAUGAUGACAAGAUUUGCGAGAAAAAUAAUGGUGAAACAAUUGCAAGUGACAAGAAUAUUGGCAAUUGUUCAAUGGAUGAUAAAACUAAUGAAAGUCAACAAAUAUCUGAAUGUGAAAUAGCUGAGGUACCAUCCGAAGUACCAUCCAAAGAUGUGAAUGCCGUAGAAGAAAAAAGAAGUUUAGGAAAAAGUCCAACUUUGACCAGUAUUCUUGAAGCGACUUUAACAAUGGGCAAAAAACCGGAUUCACUGAAAAAUAUCGCGAAUGGUGUGUUAAACAUACCGUUUAAUGUACCAAAUAAUUUAGAUGAGUCCUCGUUAGAAAUUGGAGAUGAUGAGCUUGAUUUAUUGACUCCUAUGGUGACAGUCGAUGAAAUGCCAUCUAAUACAUUACAAGAACCUAUUGAAUCUGUGUUAGAGACAAAUAAAAAUGAUUUCGCCGGAGUCAAUAAACCUUCCCAAAUUAAUAGGGAUAGUAUACAAAAAUCUGGUACUGUUACGUCAAUUCAAGAUCUUAUUGUGAGGGAAUUCUGUUUGCAACAAGACUCAUUGUGCAAUUUAGUUUCCGCAUCCAUCGAGUCGACACUAAAUUUGGAUUCUGUCGAAAAAGGAGAUCAAGACGAAUCGUUAAUUCAACACUUGAUAUUGGCCGAGCCUGGUGUCACAUCUUUUAUUACGAUAGAAGAAUUUUUUAAACAAGUCAAGCAGUUGACAUCCACUGAAUAUUUACUACUAUUUGCAUUGGUACAGCUUAAGUGUUUCAAUAUUGAACCGUUGACUUCUGUUGAUAUUAAACGAAAGUCCAAAGUAAAUUCUAAUGCGGCACACAAUGAGAAAGUACAAAAAAUUGCCAAAAAAUGUUUGAGUACGAAAUCUGUGGAAAAGGUAGAACGGAUGGUCGAGGUUAUACCCUCACUUACACCUAGUGAGGUUUUAUUUUUACACAGUACUUUACCAAAAGUAUACAAAGUGAUCAAAGAUGCGCUGCAGAAAACGACAAUCUGUUGCAGACCGGUUGUUAGUCAAACCGUUAUGUGGUUAAAAACGCAUUAUGUGGAGGCUCCGACAAUGCUAAUAUCGAAACCUGAAGUUUUCAGAAGUUAUAAUUUGUUUUGCGCGAAAAAUGGUGUAAAACCGUGUGGAGUUCCAGAUUUUGGAAAAAUGAUAAAAAGGACUUUUGUUAAUAUCUUCCAUAGGAGGCAGGUUCUAAGGGGCAAAACACAGUAUUUUUAUUGCGGCUUGAGACCGUGUUACAAAUUACCUGUUCCUAAACCUCCUAAACUCGAUGAUAAAACAUUGGUUAUGGAUGUGGCCUAUUCGUCCAGUAAAUGCUGUACUAUUUACGCUUAUAUGCACAAUCUUAAAUUUCGAAUGAAACCUGUUAAGGUGCAUGUGCCUGGAAGUGAAAUGCAAGCGAAGAAAGUAAACAGAACCGUCAAUAAAGAAAAUGGUAAAAGCAAAGGACAGCAACCAGUUGUAGUUCACGAUCCAUUGGAGUUGCUAAGUUUAUCCAUGGAUAACGGUGAUGGUCUACAAACAUUAAAUGAUCACACGUACGUACAAGUAAAGCAGAGUGCUCCGAUUGUGAAAAGUGUUGCUACUGUUAAAAGUGCUCCGGCUGUUAUUGCUAAGAAAAUUGCAAAAAAGCAGGCAGUAAAAGAGUAUAAAAAUAUAAAAAUACUUGGUAAAUCGAGAUCAAGAGGAAGGGUGGUAAAAGUAAAGUAUAAACAAUAUCGACAUCCAUCAAUUAGAAACAUAAUGGAUACAUAUAAAGAUGUUUUGCUAUCGCACGACCUGUUCAGAAUUAAUAUGAAUCCGGUCGUGCGCUUAGAAAAUGAGCGACUGCAUAAUUGGUGUACGGAAAAAAUAAAAAAUUUUAUAGAUAAUUUGUCGGAUUUAUCUAUAGCAAAAGUAAGUGACAAUUAUAUGUUGAAGAUCAAACAUAAAUGUUGCAAUACGUCUGUAAAAGUAAAUCAAGUAUUUGGUGAAAAAUUGAAAGAUUUAAAAAAAGAAUUAGAUAACCUUAAAAUAACGCAUGAUAGUCGUACAGAUAAUUACAGUAUUACAUAUUUAUUUUCACCAGCACAAUUACCGCUUUUAUCAGACUCUAAUAGCCAAAAAAGUGUAUGCGCAAUAUCGAAGAAAUUGGGACCUAUACCCAAUUCAAGUUACGAUAGACCAGGUAGAAUAAAAACUCAAUACUUUCCCACUAUAAGAAACAAACAUCAGUCGGUAGAUAAAUUGUUUAGAACAAUCGAUAGCUUAACAGUUCCCGAAGAGAUUAUAAAUGCCGACAUUGAUCCGGUCAUAGUUUUGGAUAGCCAAGAGGUGAUAGAUUGGUACACUACACAGUUAGACAAGUUGAAGAAACCGUCCGAUCAGGAGAGUGAAGAGAUUGAAAUUUUGGGCGAUGACGACGAGCCGAUAUCGCCUAGAGAAAGUAGGGCGAAGAUGAUGAAUUUCUGUGAAAGUGACUCUUGGGAUUCCACUGAUGUACUUACUAAUGAUAGCGUAGGUGAAGUGCACUUACAGAAUUCGAACAACAAUAACAGUACAGAGGAUUGCUCUCCGAAAGAAACUGAAAAGCGGCGCUCGGAUUUGGAAUUGGAAGGUCCACUACGUAAGAAAUCCUUUCAUCUGAGUGAUAUAAUUAAUGAUUCCGAAAAUGGAGUGGUUACAAAUGUGGCAAGGAAAGAUAAUGAUGCAAUGUUGCCAGAUUCUGAAUCGGCUAAGUUGUGCUGUUUUUUCUGCUCACAAGAGUUUAAAACGCCUAAAGAAUUGUCAAACCACUGUGAAAUUCACUUACGUUGUCGGACAUGUAAGCGAAGAAUGCCAAAUGAGGAUGCAAUGCGUAUGCAUCUGAUAAAGCACUGUUUCAUGAAUAAUGCUUUAUGUGCACCAAAUCUCAUAUUGUCAAGGGUUGAUCAACCUGGAUUAGUUCAAACAUAUCCUCCCCCACUUACUCCCAUUGUACCUAACCUGUUGCCAAAUGUACUAAGCACGGGCAAAAAGAAAACGGUUCGACGGAGGUCUAUCAACUCUAGCAACUAUCCAACGUCAGUAUUGAAUUUUAAUAAUAUUAAUCAUAAUAUUGAUCAACUUGUUCUUCCUAUUGUACCUACUAGUUUAGUAAAUGAUAAUCACGGUCGAAAAGCGAGAUCAUCUCAACUAGCCGCAAAAUCACAAAAGUCUGCCAAUAUUUUACGGUUUACAAGACCCGGGACCGGAGAAGUAUCUCACUUUCAAAUCACUGCUAAUAAUUUUAAAGAAAUACCCGACGGUCAAACCGUGCAACAGCCAACUUCGCAACUGAAAAACACCAUUAGCAAUAAUUUUAAUCGUAUUCUUUUGCUCUCCAAUAAUUCACCUAACCAAUUGGAAUCUCCCAAUAUAGUCUACGGGCUGUAUUUAAACAAUCGUAUUGACCAAUCGACUCCUAUUGCUCUAAACCGAUACAAUCGAAUUGGCCCUGACUGUGCCCUCAAUACCAAUCCCAAUUGCGGCAUUUCGGAAUCGACAAACUUCAUGCAAAUCGUCGAAACUCCCAACGUACCCCUGCCCCAUUAUGAGUCUACAAUUAUAACCGAUAAUUCGAUGGCGCCAUUCGAAGAGCAUCAAGAUCACAGUUAUUAUCAACAGCAGCCGGUGUUCACUAUGAACUCGGACGUAUCGAAUUUGAGUGGCGCACUUCUAAAUGGCGUAUCUCAGGAGACUAUCCACACCAACUCCAUAUUCGAGAUGCCCUAUUUAAAUAAUAUAAACGCUGAAACGAGGGUGUGUCCAGAACCACUUGGUGUUACACCGAAACUGGAAAAUCCUCUGCCUCCACCAGGACCUGGAGCAUUUAGGAUACGUGUGAAGGACAUUCGUGAGUUGAGUUAAUCGUUUCUCUGCAAUUGUUCGUAUUAAAGACAUGUAUAUAGUCGUUUUUAGUGUUCAUCCUCUUUUUCUACGGUAAAUAUGUAGAUAUGUACCAUACAAGAUCUCGCACAUAUAUUCUCAUUUAUACUGCUUGAAUUUUCUCAAGUACAAUAAUUUAUUAACAUUACAUUUGAUCCAAGGACGUUAAAAAUAUCGGGACACAGCAUUCUCUAGCUAUCAUACGAAGUGAAACUGAAACAAACGUAGGUGCGGGUGUGAAGGAGGAAUGACACUUACCUCCUUAGACUAUGAAAGAAAGGGGACUAUCAAAAGCAAUACUGCGCAUUGAGGCACAUUUUCGUGUGCAUCAGCUGUUUGCAUUUCUUGGCCAGUGGCGUACCUCCAUUGCUUAGAUCAUAUAAACAUGGAUAGAGCUAUCUCAUAAGCUCUACUAAAAGACAACCGUCGCCAACAUUCCAACGUGCAUUUUUAUGCCUAUCAUCUUUUACUAUUAGUAAGUUGUAAUGUAUUUAUCCUUUGCCGGGUUGAUUAUAAAAGUGCGCAAGCUUAGCGAUUGUUAGAACGUUUGUCCGUUUGACAUCGAAUAUUCGCAAACAGCUGUUUUUGUUGUUUAACCUUGCUUGACUUUACAUGGUUAUAUAUGAAACUAAACUUUUAAUACUGUUCUGUACCACUAAAUUGUCCUAUAAAGAUGUAUUUAUUCAUGUAUUGAGAACCUUUUUUACCCUAAAUAAUAAAUAUUGCAUUGUUUAUUAACAUUGUGAGGUUAAAGAUUUGAAUUUUCUGAUUGGUUACUAACACUGAAACUGUACAUGGAAUAACAACAUAUAAAUUGUACGUCGACAAGAGAGAUACAGCACAAAAGUAUGUAGAGUCUUGAAUCAGAACAUGUUGGCGACAUAGUGUAAUUGCAUCGCUCCAUCCAUGUUUAUAUGAUCUAAGCUCCAUUGUACUUAUACAGUGACAUUCAUGUAGAAGUAGGCAUAGGGAUUUUCUGUGUACCUUCAAAUUCUUCGGAAAGACGCCUAAUUUUUGUGCAAUCAAAAUAACUUCUUGAAACAAAUAAAGAUCUGGCUGUCAUAUUAAUUAUU